UAAUAUAACUAUUUAUAUUCAGAGUAAAAAAGAAUUGAAAUUUCAUACAAAUUUCUAUUUCAGAUUUCAAUAUAGAAUUCUCAAGUUUGAUUGUUGAAGGGUAAUGGUGUUAGAAAAGCAUUAAUUGAAUUGCAGCUGUAUCUGAUCGAAAUUGGAUGGACAAGAACAAGAACCGAACCGAUCUGCUUGCUGCUGGUCGUAAAAAGCUUCAACAAUUCAGACAGAAGAAAGACGGUAAAGGUGGUAAAUCAAGUAAAGCCAGUAGAUCUUCUGGUGAUGCUACUCCAGAUCUUGUUGAUGUGACGGCAAAAUCAGACCAAGUUCCUGAUGGAGAAAAACCACUUCACAGAGGUGAUGGUAUUCCUUCUUCCUCGGAGUCUCUCACCAAAAAACAUGCUGAAACUCCUCUUAAUGAGUCAAACAAUGUUGACAUAGUUGAAACAACACCAGCCAGUGGCAAGCUGGUAAAAGAGCAUGCUGGAGAACUUGAAGCUGCAUUGAAUUCAGAUUCUGGUGAUCAGGGUAUUGUUGAUUCAUCUUUAGUUUCUGAACAUGCUAAUGCCAAAAUGGUAAAUGAGGAUGUAAAGGAUGAUCAUUUGGAAGCUCCAGGAAUUAUUGCUUCUGAUGUGCCCACUAAAAGUUCUGCAACGGAUGUGCCUGUUGAAUUCUCAUCUUAUUCCGGUGUUGAUGAAGCAGUUUCUCACCAAGUAGAAGUGGAAAGGCUGCAUGUGCAGGAGCAGGUAACAGAUGUAGGGACAAUGCAGGAAUCACAUAAUUCAGGUUCGAAGAAAGGUGAUUCAAGCAGUGAGGUAGAGAUUGAAGGAGACAAGAAGCUUCCGUUGAACGAACCAAGUGAGACUUCUAUUAGCCAGACAGCCACUCUAGUGGGAGAUCAGGCCAAGGAGGAGAUAAAAGCUGAGUACAUUGAACUCAGCGAGCCAAACAAUGUUCCAUCAACUGUUUUAGCAACUCAGAAUGCUGAAAUUGCUGAGGGCAAGGGUCAUCAGAUGGAAGAUGCAGUUUCUGGUUCACGCAAGGAAGAAAAACUUGAAAUGCCUUCAGGUUCUGGUGAAUAUGAAAAUUACAAGGAUGAGGUUCAAAUUUCUGACUCCAGAGAUAUUGUUUCUGAAAAUUCUGUGGAGAAUAGGAUGGUGAACAUCUCAUCUAGGUCAGAUGCAAGUUAUAUUAGCUUGUGUCAACUAGCGGAGGUGGUACGAGACCUUGAUGAAGAUGACUUUAAGUUCUUGCUCAUGUGCAGAGACUCAGCUCCAAAUGCACCUUCUCUGAAACUUUUUGAUGUUUUUGAGAAGCUCAAAGAACAGCUAUACCUUGCAAGUCUUGUAAAAGAUGUAUCUUGUUUGCAGCUAGCUGAAGAGUCAGAACUUCAGAUGGAACUCAGUCGUCAACAUCAUAAGUUGACUGAUCAAAUAUCUGCGGCCAAAGCUUCAUCGACUGAACUUGGAGAGAAGAAUGAUGUCCUUGCUGAUCAACUUGCACAAUCAAGAUCUGAAUUUCAAUUGAUUGUAUCUGAAAGGGAUGACCUCCAAAAGCAGCUUCACAUUUCUAAAGGUGAGGUUGGAGAAUUUGCUGAUAGAAUAAAUGAGUUGCAGACUAAAUUGGAAAUGUCACUUGGUGAAAAUGCAAGUCUGUCUUCAGAGAUGGUUGACUGCCGGAAUUUGGUGGCAACUUUACAGGUUCGAAAUGAGAGCUUAAUAGGAAGCCUUAAUUUGUUGUCUGAAGAGAAUAAAAAGCUUUUGGAGGAGAAGGAAAAUCUUGUUCUUGAGAAUAAGAAAUUGGGAACAGAUCUAGCACAGUCUAAAGCUUUGUUCGGAUCAUUGCAGUUGGAUAAUGAAGAUUUAUCACAGAACUUCACUUCUUUGAGUGAGGAGACGAUGAAACUUCAUGGAGAGAAGGAACUCCUAAUCAGUGAGAACGAGAAUCUGUUUGCUCAAUUGUCGGACUACAAAAAUGUUGUGGAAGCUCUUCAGGUUGAGAACAAGAACAUAAAUGAGAGUUUGGUAUCUGUAACAGAAGCAAAGAACCAGCUUCAGGAGGAGAAUAAGUCUUUGCUCAGUGAAGCUGAGAAACUAGGAUCGGAGUUUUCGGAGUCGAAGUCUCUAAUUGAAGCUCUGCAGAUGGAAGUGGCUGAAGCAAAGGGGCAGUUGACCUCGGUGAUGGAAGAGAGAAACGAGCUUGAGGAGCAGAAGAAGUGUCUUUUCAGUGAGACUGAGAAACAGUCAUUUCAGUUGGCAGAAUACAAGAACUCGUGCAAUAAGGUGGAAGAUGACCUGAAAGACGCAAGUCUGCAUAUUGAACAUCUAACUGAGGAGAACAUGCAUCUGAAGAGAAGAUUGGAAUUGUCUGAAACGAUGAAAACAGAGUCACCUAACCAAAGUAGCUUUGCAUAUCAAUCUAAGGAAGAAGCUGGGCAUCAACUUGAAGGUUCUUGCCACUCUAAAUUUGCACCAGAAAUUGAUGAUGAUGGCUCAAAUUGGUUUGGAGUUGUGAAAAGACACAUGGACGAGGCAGAUAGAGUACUUGAAAAGCUUGAGAAUGCAAUUGAAGAUAUGCACUGUCAGUUAAUUUCUAUGAGUAGGUCGUCUGGUAAAGCAGUUUCACCUGGUGUGUCAAAACUUAUUCAAGCUUUUGAGGCAAAGGACCAUGAUGAUGAGCACCAACCAGAGGAGUUCCAGUCGUCUGAAAAUCGAACAGAUGCAGAUCCCUAUGUGCUAAUUCAAGGGCUAACAAAAACAUUAAGGGCGCUGCUGAAAGAUUUGGUGUUGGCUGCUGCCAAUGGCUACCAAUUUCUCGAAGGAGAGAAGAGUAGUAAAACAGCCACUGAGGUUGCUGCUGAAGAACUGAGGGCCAAAUGCGAGUCUCUGAAUGAACACAUUGAUCUUUUGGGAGGAGCAAACAUUGAGCUAAUGGUUUUCAAUGAAAGUUUAGGGGGAUGUCUCUGGAAUGCUAAAGAAAGGGAGGGAGAGCUUAUGGUCCUAAAUGAAGCUUUGCACAAGCAAGAAGUCGCUACAAAAGCUGAGAACAGUCAGUUAAGGGAGAAUCUUAGUAGCAUUCAGGAAAAACUUUCUAUUUUGCAGAACCAGCUGGGUGAAAUGCGUGAAAGCUGCAAAGAAAUGGGUUCUUGCAUCUCUAAUCAGGUUGAAGGUCUUUUCAAGGAAGUUGCUGACAGAGGUUCAAUACUCCAAGAAGAAUGGAACUCUACAAUUGAUCAGAUUUUUCAGACACUACGGAGGCUAGAUUUAUCUGUUGAAUCUGUUGGCUUCUCUUCGCCUUCAAGAGUAGACAAUGAUCCAGGGUGCAUAAACUUAAGUUAUCGUACUGCUGCAUCUAUUAAUGCUGCUAUCACUGUGAUUGAGGCAUUUCAGGGUCAAGUUGAAGCUGCUCGCCAUGAGUCAAUAUUGAGUACCUCCCGUGAAGCUAACGAGAAGUUAGACUUCUUGCAAGUUGAGAAUGAAAAGUCUAUCAGUCUUUUAUAUAAGAUUUAUGAUAACCUCAAGAAACUUGUGACUGAAAUACCAGGGAAUCUACAAGAAGCUGAAGUUGACGAUCCCAAGAAAUCUGUAGAUCUUUCUCAUCCUGGUGCUUUUGAUUCCCUACUGGAGCAGUUGCAAAGGUUUCUUGAUGAGAAAACACAAGUUGAGUCUGCAAAUGAAAAGCUGAAAUCUGAGUUGAUGGCCAGGACAAAAGAUUUUGAAGAACUGAGCAAAAGAUCCCUUGGAUCAGAUUCUAUUUUAAAGGUGGUUCAAGUGGUUGGGGGAGUCAUUUCUCUAGAUAGCUUUGAAAUCAACAUUAAUGAGCCAGUAUCAUGUCUAGAGUCCCUAACCUCUCUCCUCGUUCAGAAAUAUAAAGAGGCAACUGAAGAUGUGAAGUUGUCCAGGGAGGAAUGUGCUUCCAAGGAAGCACAAGUGAUUGAUUUGCAAGGACAAAUGGAUCACUUGAGCUCAUUGCUUGUUCAAUGUGAAAGUGAAGUCGUAGUCCUUAGAGAAAGUUUGAAGAGAGUUGAGGAGGAUGUUGUAUCUAUUGGUUCUCAAUAUCAAGAGAAAGUUGUUGAAUUUGAACAGUCUGAGCAACGGGUGUCAUCUCUAAGAGAGAAGCUUGGCAUAGCAGUCACCAAAGGCAAAGGUCUGAUUGUGCAGCGUGACAGUCUUAAACAAUCUCUUGCAGACAUAUCCUCUGAACUGCAGAAAUGCUCUGAGGAGUUACAGUUGAAAGAUGCAAUGCUUCAGGAAGUCGAAAUGAAACUCAAGACCUAUUCGGAGGCAGGUGAGCGCAGGGAAGCUCUGGAAUCUGAGCUCUCGUACAUUCGCAACUCUACUACUAAAUUAAGGGAGUCAUUCCUUCUCAAAGACUCUGUUCUUCAGAAAAUAGAGGAGAUUUUAGAAGAUUUGGAGCUUCCGGAUCAUUUCCAUUCAAAGGAUAUCAUUGAUAAAGUUCAUUGGUUGGCGAAGUCAGUUUCUGGGAACUCUUUAGCUCUGACUGAUUGGGAUCACAAGAGCUCUAUUGGAGGAUCAUACUCUGAUGCAGGAUAUGCACUUGGUGAUGGAUGGAAAGAGGCGUCACAGCCAAGUUUGGGUUCUUCCGAAGACCUUAAAAUAAGAUUUGAGGAGCUCCAGGGCAAGUUUUAUGGGUUGGCAGAACAAAAUGAGAUGCUUGAACAAUCCUUGAUGGAAGGAAACAACCUUGUUCAGAAGUGGGAAAAGAUUUUGGACAGGAUAGACAUGCCUUCACACUUAAGAUCUCUGGAUCCAGAAGACCGGAUUGGUUGGUUAGUGCUUGCUGUUUCAGAAGCUGAAAACCAGUAUAACUCUCUCCAACAAAAGUAUGAUAAUUCUGAAUCAUUAUUUGCAUCAACAAGUGCUGAACUUGAAGAGUCAAAUAGAAAAAUAUCUGAGCUUGAAAAUGCAUAUCAAUUGGUUGUCAGUGAGAAAGAGUUACUUUUGAAGAGUAUGGAGUCUCUGAACUUUGAUUUCGAGGAGAUGUCAAGGAAGGCUGCCCAAUAUGAAAUGAGUAAUGAUGACUUGCAGAGCAGAGUAGGUGACUUGCAGAAGAAACUGAAUGAAAUGCUUGGAGCAGAGGAGCGUAUUCAUCAUCUUGAAGGUGAAAUAAGAAGAUCGGAAGAUGUGAUCAAAGAUUUCCUUUCGACUUCUGAAACUGAUGAUGUGUUAUUUAGCUCUGGUAGCACUGAAUCUUUGGAGCAGCUAAUUAGGAAGCUCAUAGAUAAGUAUACCACACUCUCUUUGGGGAAACCUUCUGAGUCUGAUACAACUCCUCUUGAGCAUGUUGGUAAAGAUCUCUCUCAUGAAGAAAAGAGAGAAAGUAAUGUCGUUUGUGAUGACGAUGCAGAUGGAGGUGCUCUCAACAGAAAAUUGGAGGAUGCUCUAAGCGACUUGUUGUCAUUGAAGGAGGAGAAGGAGAAUAUUGCGUUGCAAAAUCAAUCAUUGGUUCGUGAACUGGAAGAAUUGGGUAUCAGAAAUAAAGAACUGCAAGAUCUACUCAAUCAAGAAGAACAAAAGUCAUCUUCUUUAAGAGAAAAAUUGAAUGUUGCAGUUAGGAAAGGUAAGUUGUUGGUGCAACAUCGGGAUAGCCUGAAGCAAUCAAUUGAAGAGCUGAAUGGUGACGUUGAGCGCUUAAAGUCCGAGAUCAGAUUGCAGGAAAAUGCUAUUUCUGACUACGAAGUAAGGAUAAAAGAUUUAUCUGUAUACCCUGAGAGGAUCAAGACCAUAGAAUCUGAGUGUUCAAUCCUGAGAGAUCAGUUGGACGAAAAAGAGUACACCUUGAGCAUGAUUUUGAGUACCCUGGAUGAAGUUAAUGUUGGCUCUAACAUCGAUAAUCCAGUCGAGAAGCUAAAAAGAGUUGGGCAAUUAUGCCAUGAUUUGCAAUCAGCUCUUGCAUCUUCUGAACAUGAAGCAAAGAAAUCUAAAAGAGCAGCUGAGCUACUUCUUGCCGAGUUAAAUGAGGUGCAAGAAAGAAAUGAUGGCCUCCAAGAGGAGCUAGCAAAGUCUCUGAGUGAACUCUCUGGACUGUCCAAGCAAAAAGAAUCUGCUGAAGUUGCUAAACAUGAAGCUCUUGCACGUUUAGAAAAGCUAUCUUCCGUUCACUCAGAAGAAAGAAAGAACCAAUUAGCUGAAAUUACGAUGCUAAAAUCUGGAGUGGAUCAGCUAGGGGAGGAUCUCUAUGUUGUUGACCGUUUGCUCACUGAUGUUUUAUCCAUGGAUUUGGAGACUAUGCACCAUCUUGGUACUAGUAUGAAAGUUUGCCAAGAACCAACUGAUCAAAAUCACUUUCCUCUACUUGUGGCUGAUUCAAGUGGCCUUACCUUCGCGGAAAUAGAAAACAAGGUGUUUGGGAAAGAAAUUGGUUCUAUCAACCAAAAGUUAAACAGGCACUCACAUUUAUUGCAUGAAGAAGCUGCUCGUUUAUCUGAAAUAUUAAGAACCAUACAUGAAGAAAUAUCCCACCACAAGCAGCACUCAAAUUCAUUGAAGGCAGAUCUGAUGCAUUUAGAAUCUAUUCAAAAGGAGAAAGAUGCAGAAUUGCUUAUGGUGCAAAGAUACAAUGCUAUGCUUUAUGAAGCUUGUACCACUUUGGUCAUGGAAAUUGAAAGCAGAAAAUCCCAAUUGGUUGGAAGCAGCUUAGCUUCUGGAGCUCCCAAAAUCGAUUCUGUGUAUCAAAGUUUAGCAGAAGGAAAUGAUUUGGCUGAGAUGACUGACCGGUUUUCUGAGGAACGUAUUAGGUCAGUAAUAGAGAGAUUAUUCAUGGCUGUGAAAGAUAUUAUGAGUGUGCAAAAUGAUAUCGCUGAAUUUGGUCAAAAGGAUAUGAAAGCUGCUAUAUCAAAUCUGCAGAAAGAACUUCAGGAGAAAGAUGUUCAGAGAGAGAAAAUAUGUGCAGAACUUGUUAGUCAGAUUAAGGAAGCUGAAUCUAUUUCAAAGAGUUAUUCACAAGAGCUUCAGAUAGCAAAAUCUCAGAUGGAUGAUUUGCACAGGAAGGUGAAACUGAUGGAGGAGGAACGAGAUUCUCUGACACACAGGAUAAAAGAACUGCAAGAUCAGGAAUCUAACUUCCCUGACCUACAGUUACGAGUUAAAUCACUUGAAGACAUGCUAGCGGCAAAGGAACAAGAAAACGAGGCACUGAUGGAAGCACUUGAGGAGGAGGAGGCCCAAAUGGAAGACAUGACAAACAAAAUUGAGGAAAUGGAGAGAGUCCUGCUUCAAAAAAAUAAAGAUACGGAGAACCUUGAAGUGUCCCGUGGAAAGACUAUGAAGAAGCUUUCUGUUACAGUAAGCAAAUUUGAUGAACUUCAUCAACUAUCUGAAAGCCUUCUGUCCGAGGUUGAGAAUCUUCAGUCGCAAUUACAAGAGCGAGAUACAGAGAUUUCUUUCUUGAGGCAAGAAGUUACUAGAUGCACUAAUGAUGCAAUAGCUUCUGCUCAGAUGAGUAGCAAAAGAGAUAGUGAUGAAAUCCAUGACUUUUUGACAUGGGUAGACAAGAUGAUUUCUCGAGUCCAGGCUCAUGAUAUGGAUUAUGAUGAUGCAAAAGUUAACCAGAUUCAUGAAUAUAAAGAAAUGUUAGAGAAACAGGUGGUGGCUGUGAUAUCUGAGCUGGAGGAUCUGCGUUCACUGGCACAGACGAGAGAUUCAAUGUUGAAAGUAGAGAAAGAUAAAGUAGAACAGCUGGUGAGGAAAGAAGAAUUUCUUGAGAACUCUUUACGUGACAAGGAAUCUCAAUUAGCCAUGCUUCGAGGUGCUAGUGACAUUGGGCAACUAGCAAAUUCUUCAUCAGAGAUUAUAGAGAUAGAGCCAGUGGCCAACAAAAGGGUAGUGCCUGGAACUGUUGCAUCUCAAGUUCGCAGUCUGCGAAAAACUAAUAAUGACCAAGUAGCUAUUGCUAUAGAUGUGAAUCCUGAUAGUGGGAAACUAGAUGAUGAAGAUGAUGAUAAGGCUCAUGGUUUCAAGCCAAUGACGACAUCAAGAAUCGUCCCACGGUUUACAAGACCCAUAACCGACAUGAUAGAUGGUCUAUGGGUAUCCUGUGAUCGGACACUAAUGCGGCAGCCUGUUCUACGGCUUAGUGUGAUCAUCUAUUGGGUUGUGUUGCAUGCUCUUCUUGCGACAUUUGUAGUAUGAGAGCAGAAUAGGUCCGUUGUCUGAUUUUCUCACUGCGAUUAGUUGUGGAGUCACGGGCAAGAUAGUGCAUGGCUGUCUUCACAAUUUUCUGUAAAUCAUCCAAGUUAGUUUUGACCAGAUUGUGGUUGAUCACUUCAUUAUUUUGCUCAACCAAGGAAUUCGUGAUUUGUUCUGUUUUUUUUCGUGAAUCACGUUCUUGGUUGUACUCAUAUAGGAAAAUCCAUAGUACUGUAAUUCUGUAAUUCAAAUAAGAUAUUUCAUAGCAGUAGCGGGGGCACAUGGUGGGAAAUUAGUUUACUGAGAUCACAGUCAAAAGAUGUAUAAAUUUUUUAGUACCCAUUUGUUAAAGACUUUCUUAAUAAGAUAUGUGUAAGUGGUUCUUGUACUACCACAUUGCUUUUUGUCUAUUAAUUUUGCCUCAUUCACCUA
Messenger RNA from Solanum dulcamara, 8573 nucleotides. RefSeq names its product trans-Golgi network-localized SYP41-interacting protein 1. Lineage: Eukaryota; Viridiplantae; Streptophyta; Magnoliopsida; Solanales; Solanaceae. The transcript has 11 exons. The record is from RefSeq and is a predicted model, not a curated record. The coding region runs from base 156 to 8144 and encodes 2662 amino acids.